CGCCGCGGCUCCGCGCUGCGGAGCGGAGCGGCGCGGCGGGGCCGGAGCCGAGCGGCCGCCGCCGAGGAGCGGAUCCGCACCCGCACCCGGAGCCGCAGCCGCCGUCGCCGGGCCGGCGGCAGGCAGCCCGUCCUGCGAUGACCCAGCACGCCUGAGGCCCGGCAGCCGUGGGGAUGGAGCUGAAGGUCUGGGUGGACGGGAUCCAGAGGGUCGUCUGCGGUGUCUCGGAGCAAACCACCUGCCAAGAAGUGGUCAUCGCCUUGGCACGGGCCAUCGGUCAGACAGGCCGCUACGUGCUGGUGCAGAAGCUGCGGGAGAAGGAGCGGCAGCUGCUGCCGCUGGAAUGCCCAUUGGAGUCCCUGGCCAAGUGCGGGCAGUAUGCCAACGACGUGCAGUUCGUCCUGCGGCGGACGGGCCCCAGCGUGGCCGAGCGGCCCUCCUCCGAGGGCACUCCCCAAGCCCCCGAGAGGACGUUCAUCCGGGCCAGCUUGCCCAUCAAGCCCAGGCCCGCUGGCACAGAUGCACCCCGUUCGCGGGAGCCGAAAAAAUCCAUGACCUUCAACUUGGGUCCUACGGGCCCUGGCGACCCGUUCGCUGUGAGCCGCUGGAGGCAGCAAGCGCGGGAAGGGAUGGACUUGGAGGGCGGUGGGGUCGUCCAGCCCUCCAAGGAGGAGCUGUUUAGGAGGGUGCUGUGGCAGCAGGAGCAGCUGCAUUCCUUGGAGGCCCACGGGGACACCCUGGAGACGGACCUACGGCUCUGGGAGCGCGGCCGGCUCGCUGGCCAGGAGGAUGAGAUCCUCUACCUGGAGCACCUGGUGCGGAGGAACGAGACGGAGCUGGGCGAGGAGGAGUUUUGGCAGAGCGAGCUCCGGCUGGAGAAGGAGUGUGAGCGGGAGCGGCAGGAGCGGGUUAGGAGCUUGCGGGCCAGCCUGGAAGAGUACACCCAGAGGAUCUAUGAGCUGAGCGCCCGGACCGAAGCCCUGCAGGAGGAGAUCCAGUGGGAGAUGGCUGAAAGGGCCAAGAGAGGGAAGGAGACCCCUGCACCCAGCCCCACAGAGCUGGAGGACAUGGCCGCCAAGAUGAAAAGGGACCUGGAGGCCAAGGUCAAGCAAGGCACCCAGCUGGAGAGCAACCUGGCCAGCGUGGAGAAGGCCCUGGAGGAAGCUGAAAGGAACCUGCAGGCCCAGACCCAAGAGCUGGAGGAGUUAAAUAAGGAGCUGAGGCAGUGUAAUUUGCAGCAGUUUAUUCAGCAGACGGGGGCCACGGUGACCAUCCUGCAGGCCAGGUCCGAGGAGGAUGCCCAGCCGGAGCCGAGCCCGCGUGAGCUGCCAGCCUGCCGGAGAAACGGAGGUUUUCCUCCCACCACCAGUGCCGACUCACCUCCCCGGGCCAGCACCAAGCAGCUCCUCAGCCAUCCCAAGACCCUGCCGGAGCCCCUGGUGUCCAGCCUGAACCCCGAAGUUGUAUCAACCAGGCAGAGCAUCUGGAGGUAGAAGGGCCCGGCCAGCGAAGGAUCAAUUGCCUUGCAAGUGUAACUGUAUAAAUAAACCAUAUUAUAUAUAUAUAUAAUUAAUAUUUUUUUUUACUGCUUUAUAUCAUGAAUGGAUGUGGACGGCCAGAGUAUUUUUACAGACUGUAAAAUAAAACCAGAAACUGAUGACACAAAGCAAUCCUCUUCCCCUGCGGAUGGAAGCGACCCCCUUCUGUUUUUUUAAAGUGCUUUCUAUAUUCAACAGAAAACAGAGGCGCUCCCGUUCCACAUAGCCUCCUCAGAAGACCCAUCCUGCAUUCAGAAAAGUCCUUGCUCCUUUGACUAGGGGAGUGAAGCUGAGGUGGAGACUUGCCUGGAGGCUCACCUGGAUGGAGCAAGUUAAUGGAUUUUACAGCAUCUCGCAGCAGCAAGCAGGGCCGUGACAAACAGCCUCUUCUCUGGCUGCAGGGAAGGCACAAGAGCAGCUUUAAGACAAAUUUCUGCCUCCCUCUUUUUUUAUUAUUGUAAGAAAUCUGUAGUAGAAACCCCCUUUCCACAGUGCCACAGACCAGGCUUCAAGGGAGCAGGGAACACACAGCGGGGGCUUGUUUUUCUUAAAUCCACUUAAUUUUUCAACUUGUUUUUAAAAUAAAAAAAUCACAGAAUGAGCCCUUCCCCAGUGGCGGCUCAGGUGGGGAGCAGGACUGAAAUGCUCUUGGUGACAUUUCACUGAUUUGUUUUUGGUUUUUUUUACUUGAUGGCCAGUAGUUACUCUCGGUUUUUGUUCAUCUGUCCCAGUGGGUCGCCUUGUAUUUUAAUUGCGAAACCAAAGCAGUUUGGGGAGGGGAUGGGUUUGUCCAGGAGGUCCCCGAGCCUGUGUUCAAUGCGUCGUAUGCAAAAAAUGUGACUCGGGCACAGUGUUCGCUGUAAAACCCCACUUUCCCCAUACAAAUGUAACUCUGUGUGCCGCAGUUUCAAUUUUCAAUAAAUCUUUGGGAAAGGA
Molecule: messenger RNA, 2474 nt
Organism: Aquila chrysaetos chrysaetos
Lineage: Eukaryota; Metazoa; Chordata; Aves; Accipitriformes; Accipitridae
Gene: RASSF7
Product: Ras association domain family member 7
Exons: 6
Coding region: 174-1493 (439 amino acids)
Biological process (GO): signal transduction
Source: RefSeq, a predicted model, not a curated record